AUGGUGCAGAAGUACCAGUCUCCUGUCCGUAUCUACAAGUACCCGUUCGAACUGGUCAUGGCGGCCUACGAGAAGCGCUUCCCCACCUGCCCGCAGAUCCCCGUCUUCCUGGGCAGCGAGGUCGUGUUCGAGUCCCGCAGCGCCGAUGGCGCGGUGCACGUGGUGGAGCGGAACUGCCGGCUGCGCGUGGAGGCCCCGCGGCUGCUGCGGAAGAUCGCGGGUGUGGAGCACGUGGUCUUCGUGCAGAGGAACGUCUUGAACUGGAAGGAGCGGACGCUCCGCAUCGACGCGCACAACGAGACCUUCGCCAGCCGCGUGGUGGUCCGUGAGAACUGCAGCUACACGGUCCACCCUGAGAAUGAAGAGUGGACUUGCUUUGAGCAAUCUGCCUCGCUCGACAUCCGGUCCUUCUUCGGUUUUGAAAGUGCCUUGGAGAAGAUUGCCAUGAAGCAGUACACAGCCAACAUCAAGAGGGGGAAGGAGGUGAUUGAACAUUACCUGAAUGAGCUCAUCUCCCAGGGCAUCUCUCACAUUCCCCGGUGGACGCCUGCCUCAGUCCGAGAGGAGGACGCCCGCUCCCAGGCUGUGCUGGGAGAUCCCGGCUCGCUGGAGGUCAAUGGGCCCAGAAGCACCCAGGGCCCCGCUGAAGAGGUGGCUGGUACGGAAGGGGACAAGCUGGAUGCCGACUACAUUGAGAGGUGCCUGGGCCAUCUCACGCCCAUGCAGGAGAGCUGCCUGAUUCAGCUCCGGCACUGGCUGCAGGAGACACACAAAGGCAAGAUUCCCAAAGAUCAGCACAUCCUUCGGUUCCUGCGGGCUCGUGACUUCCACCUGGACAAGGCCCGGGAGAUGCUGUGCCAGUCCUUGAGCUGGCGAAAGCAGCACCAGGUGGACCUCCUCCUUCAGACCUGGCACCCGCCUGCCCUCCUGGAGGAGUUCUAUGCGGGGGGCUGGCACUACCAGGACAUAGACGGCCGCCCCCUGUACAUCCUGCGCCUGGGCCACAUGGACACCAAGGGCCUGAUGAAGGCCGUGGGGGAGGAGGCGCUGCUGCAGCACGUUCUCUCCGUCAACGAGGAAGGACAGAAGAGAUGUGAAGGGAACACCAGGCAGUUUGGCCGUCCCAUCAGCUCCUGGACCUGCCUGGUGGACCUGGAAGGGCUCAACAUGCGGCACCUGUGGCGGCCGGGGGUGAAGGCCCUCCUGCGGAUGAUUGAGGUGGUCGAGGACCACUACCCCGAGACGCUGGGCCGGCUGCUCAUCGUGCGGGCCCCCCGCGUCUUCCCUGUGCUCUGGACUCUGAUCAGCCCCUUCAUCAAUGAGAACACCAGGCAGAAGUUCCUCAUCUACAGUGGCAGCAAUUACCCCGGAGGCCUUGUCGACUACCUGGAUAGAGACGUGAUCCCUGACUUCCUUGGCGGGGAGUGCCUGUGUAAUGUCCCCGAAGGAGGGCUGGUCCCCAAGUCCCUCUAUCUGAUGGAAGAGGACCAGGAGCAUGCAGAACAGCUGCACGAGUGGAGGGAGACCUACCAGCCGGCCUGUGUGCUCCGCGGGGCUCCCCAUGAGGUCGCGGUGGAGAUUCUGGAGGGGGAAUCAGUCAUCACCUGGGACUUUGACAUCCUACGAGGGGAUGUGGUGUUCAGCCUGUGCUACACUAAGCAGGCACCCAAGUCGGGCCCCCAGGAGCCUGGGGCCAGGGCCAGCGGGCAGCUGAUGGACAAAGCGGGGACCCUGGGUGCAGAUUACAGCCCUGUGGAGGCCCCCCUCAUCUGCCGGGAAGGGGAGAGCAUUCAGGGCUCCCACGUGACCCGGUGGCCCGGCAUCUAUCUGCUCCAGUGGCAAGUGCAUGCCCCCCCUGGCAAUGUGGUGGAGGACGUCCUGACGGCCCUGCACAGCCCUGGCCCCAGGUGCAAACUCCUCUACUACUAUGAGGUGCUGGCGUCUGAGGACUUCAGGGGCUCCAUGUCCAGCCUGGAAUCCUGCACCAGCCGCUUCUCCCAGCUCAGCGCCGCCACCUCCUCCUCCUCCUCCAGCCAGUCCCACAGCAGCUCCCUGGUCUCCAGAUAG
Molecule: messenger RNA, 2067 nt
Organism: Eptesicus fuscus (big brown bat)
Lineage: Eukaryota; Metazoa; Chordata; Mammalia; Chiroptera; Vespertilionidae
Gene: SEC14L5
Product: SEC14 like lipid binding 5
Exons: 15
Coding region: 1-2067 (688 amino acids)
Cellular component (GO): cytoplasm
Source: RefSeq, a predicted model, not a curated record